Molecule: messenger RNA, 1265 nt
Organism: Spathaspora passalidarum NRRL Y-27907
Lineage: Eukaryota; Fungi; Ascomycota; Pichiomycetes; Serinales; Debaryomycetaceae
Product: ERMES complex subunit
Exons: 1
Coding region: 578-1213 (211 amino acids)
Biological process (GO): phospholipid transport
Cellular component (GO): endoplasmic reticulum; ERMES complex
Molecular function (GO): lipid binding
Source: RefSeq, a predicted model, not a curated record
AGACAACCACUACGAUAUGUCUGAACUUAUAGAAACCACCACAAGUGAAUCAAGUAUAUCUCAAGAGACAAGCUUGAUUGAACAAUUGCAAGAACAAUUGAAACUACAGCAAGAAGAGCUAUUCCAACAACGAGAAUUACUCCAUCUUCAUGAAUCCACAACCACAACCACAUCUACAAACGCAUGGGGAUUUACCCAUGGACUUAUAGUUGGACAAUUAAGUGUAUUAUUUGUCAUAAUUGUAUUUGUUAAAUUCUUUGUGUUUGCGGAGUCUUCAUCUUCUUCAAAGCAAAGUAUUCGUCGUGAUGCCAGUGGUGUUAUUGUUAAACGAGACAAGAAGAAAUCUGGUAAACAAAACUCAGAAGAUGGCGAUGUAAAUGAUGAAAGAUUACUCAGUGACAAAGCAAAAGUAAAAAGUAUUCUUGAAAAGACCUAUUAUGAUGUUGAUAAUCACGCACCUGAAACUUUGGAUUGGUUUAAUGUUUUAGUUGCACAAACAAUAUCUCAGUUGAGAUCAGAAGCCAUAUUAGCUGAUAAUAUAUACCAUUCACUUAAUGGUUUCUUGGAGAAUGCCAAGAUGCCUGAAUUUUUAGGCAAGAUUAACUUAACUGAAAUUGAUAUUGGUGAUGAUUUUCCAAUUUUUUCAAAUUGUCGGAUAAAGCAUAGUACUGGUGGAAGACUAGAAGCUAAAAUUGAUGUGGAUUUGUCUGAUACAUUGACCUUGGGAAUUGAUACCAAGUUAUUGUUGAAUCAUCCAAGAGCGUUGACAGCAGUUUUGCCAGUUGAAUUGACGGUUUCAAUAGUGAGAUUUUCUGGUUGUUUAACUGUGUCACUUAUAAACACAAAUGAUCCUGAAUUUGUUGAUUUGGCGAGCCACAACGGAGGAAAGGGUAAUGGUUCAACCAUAAAUGGAAGUGCACAAAAGUCAAACUCAUCUAAAGAAGGUGCAGGUACGGCGCUCAUGUUUUCGUUUUCACCAGAUUAUAGACUUGAGUUCAUAGUAAAGUCAUUAAUUGGAUCUCGUGCAAAAUUGCAAGAUGUUCCUAAGAUUUCAGAGUUGAUUGAGAGUCAAUUACGUACUUGGUUUAUUGACAGAUGUGUCGAACCUAGAUUUCAAGUAGUUAGAUUGCCUUCAUUAUGGCCAAGGAGUAAGAAUACGAGAGAACCGGUCAAGACGAAGGUUGAUGAUGAAACUGGACGUAAGAACUUGUAAAUAGAAAAUAAACACGAGUAUUCUGAUGUCGCUCACUUACUCAUUAUACAGG